AUGAACAGCCAAUCACCACAACAACAGACUCGUGUCCGUAAAUUUCUCAGACCGGAUGCCACCCCAUUGACACCCAAAGCUAUCGAAGAAAUCAGAAACGCACCGGAAAAUAUUCCAAAUGCAUGUCGUGUGAUGUGUAAAAAAUACCAUAUAGGUACAAAGCGAUAUGAGGAUAUAAUUAAUAAUCGAAUGCCUUCUGAACCGACUGAGGAGUGGCGUCGUAUUAUUGAAGAAGCAGAGCUUCGAGGUUCAGUUAAUAAGACUUGUGUAGCAUGGCCCUCUUUAAGGCGUGUAUAUAUUUACUCUGCAGAGCCACAUACGCAAACUCUUGAUAGUGCUGAAACUUUUACCAAGUUAGACACAAACUCAGAGGCUUUGCUGCCGUACGGCCACGAGGCUAUGGUACCACUCCCGAAGGGGCAAGUCUCUGUGGUUACACCUGACUCAUAUGAAAGAACUAAUAUGGACUCAGUGGUACCACCGCAGAGUGAGGAUUUCUCCGAAUGUAAAUCGCUUAUUCCAUUUUUAAUCCAUCCAGCCACUGAAGCGAGGGGGCUCUUGUCUUAA
Molecule: messenger RNA, 567 nt
Organism: Paraglomus brasilianum
Lineage: Eukaryota; Fungi; Glomeromycota; Glomeromycetes; Paraglomerales; Paraglomeraceae
Source: the annotation of a GenBank genome assembly